CAGGAAUUGAUCGCACUCUCAUCGACAUCUCGUCGGCAAUGUGCAGUGUGAUAGGAACUAACCUAGUUACCCAUAGAGUUAUUGUAAUUCUCUUUUUCGAAACAGAACUUUAACUACAUUUUCUUGCAGGCUUGCUACCUGAGAAUGAUGGUACCUGGAAUAAAAAGCCGCCGUGGAUGCGGCAAUUGUAAGAAACGGCGCAUAAAGUGCGAUGAAAGAACUCCUCAAUGCUAUCGGUGCGUUCGGAGUGGGUGGAAAUGCCCAGGCUAUCCACUGAAGAUGACUGUUAAAGAUCAAACCUCCUACAGCCCAAUUCAUGUUCAGUCUUCAGAUGUGGCACCCCGGGUCUCAACAGAGAUCACUACCAAGCAAUUUAAUUCACUCCAUGAAUACCAACACAUUCCUAACCAUCUAAGUUUCCCAGCGGAACAGCUUGCCGUUCAAUUUUUCUUUUCUAUUUUCCAUAGUCCGGACGAUGCACGGGUGCGUACAGCAUAUUUGGAUUUCUUCCCUUCUGCAUUUUUAAAGUCAAGUCCAAACUCUGUCAUCUAUCUUUCUACCUUAUCGGUUGCGUGCUCCGCUGUCGGUUCGCUAUGUGGCUCACCUAGGGAGAAGUGGCUUGGAGAUAUGUACUUUUACAGAGCCAUUUCGGCAGUGAGGAAGGCACUUGAAGAUGAAACAACAAGAGAGAAUGACGAAACACUUAUCGGCAUAUUACUGCUGAGGAUAUACGAAGUACUGCAAGCAGUUAAACAAGCGAAGCAGCCAGAAUCAAUACAUGCGCGCGGUGCGGCAGCUUUGGUUCAACUCCGUAGCCAGAGGAAUGCUAUAAAUAGGUUAUCUGUCGAUUUGACGAACACAGCUCGAGUUGAGCUUAUGGCAAUGUCCAUAUGGAAUGGGGAGCCAACGGUAAAUGUCGUAACCGAUAACUUGCUACUACCCUUUGAUCACCAUCCUUUGACGCUAUUGAUCUCCCUAGCGUCAAGGGCACUGGAUCUACAGAACCUUUUCAAAAGGCUUCGCCCUGCCACUGCGAAAAGGGAUGAUAUUCUCCGGCUCCUACAACAAGCACUCGUGGUCGACAACGAUAUCCAUAACUGGCUUAUUUCGCUAUCCGAAAUAUGUUUCCCAGGAAGGGUCAGCUCGUCUCCCAAUAGCGACGAACCGAUAUUCCUGGGCGAGGGCCACGAUGACCUCACGAAAAAGGAGUCCUUUGCCCACAUAUUAAACCGUUACCGCACAUCACGGCUCAUGGCACAAUACGUGAUUGCGGGCUGCAUAUCCCAACUCGACCAGCUGGAGCUAAGCGCACAACUUGAGUCAUCAAGAGCGACUAUUCAGGACCUCGCUGAUGGCAUCUGCGCUACGCUCAAGCUAUAUAAGUCGGAUGAUUACCAGACUUUCCACGAUUUCGGUGUAGCUCUUCAGUCGCCCGACCGUGUGCUUCGGUAUCGACUUAGGAUGGUGACGGAAACGUGGACCCUGUUGCCCUACCUUACCUUCGUUGUGAGUCAGGGGUUUAUCUUGCGCGAAGGGCAGGUUGAAUGGAUUCAAAACAAGAUAGAUCAGAUCUACUCUUUCUAUCAGGAGUGUGAGUCGACUCCGAUUACCUAGGGCACAUCCUCCUCGAGAAAGGCGAUUGGUAAGAAUCCGAAGGCUCAAAAUCGGAAUUUGGAUUGAGCAUGAACGUGAUUGUGCAUGCUCCGUGUUUCAAGCAUAGACUACUCCCCGUCAAAUCGAACACGAAAAUGUCAAUCACUCUAGGAUGCAAAACGGAGUGGCAUACAUUCCAGGGCCAAAUGGUUUGAGAGCAACUUGAUGGACAACUGCCAACAAGAUUCAUGCCGUAGUGGGAAAUACUUGGAUAGGAGUCAUAGCAACAUGACAUUUCGCUACAACAUGUUUUUUGGAAGAUAAGGCAGCCUGAAACAUGCCUUUUCACCUGUGGAUUUUUGUGAAAUGGUUUUACUAAUUGGACAGAACACUGGAAUGACAUAUCUCUUGUCCAUAAAAUAUACCACCUUCUGAGGUACUUCUUCGCCAAUAUGGCCCAGCUGAUAAGGCAGCUUCCCCAAACGCCGGAUCGGAAUGCCACUAACAUGACCCCCUUUCAGCCCCCUCAAACCUGAACUCCACCCCUAUUUCCCUGGUACAUUUCGAACCGUGCUUCACAAAUCAACCGAGCAAUGCUCGUUAUUACAUUCACUAUUAACGCGGCUAUUACUCCGAAUCAGCCACCUUCGACCUUCCACCCUCCUUCCCAUCCUCCACCCUCUCAUCAUGACCAGGCCGCGAGAAUACAGCGCCAAACAACGAAAGGACACUAUUAGUCCGGAGCACCAUGCAAUAGAACAGCGUCAGCGCCGUAACGACAAUCUCCUCCCUCACCGCGUCGCUGACGGCGCCAGGGAUAUUCGAUCCCAGAAAAGUGAUGGUCCCGAUCUUCUUGACCGCCCAGAUAUUUGCCGAAAACUUCGCCACGGGCAUCUGCUUCUCGUCGAGGCAGAUAUAAUCCCAGGUCUUGAGGCCGCAGGAGCCGGUCCAGGUCAAGCACGCGGGCUCAGCGCCGCCGUUGGUGGCGAAGGUGUGUGAGCGGUACAUGUAUUCUGUCUUGAAGCGCUUGAGUGCCUUGAGGGUGGUGGAGCGCCCGCGAAUCUCGCAUUCGGCAUCGAUGGAGAAAGUGUGGAGACUGCCUGUGGCAAAAGCCGUGUUGUCUGCGGCCGACUUGAAGGUGAGAUGCGGUUUGGUGACUUUGUGAUGGACGAUGUAGAUGGGGGAUGAUGCUUGCGGGUCGUCUUUGUUGGUGAUGAGGCUUUUGAAUCGUCGCCAGGAAAAGUCGACUUGCAGUGUGAGAUCUUCUGCUAUGUUCUGAUGGUGAUGUUGCAGGGGUUGGGGGGGUUCGGGGGAGGCUCCCCUAUUGUCAUCUUGGGAUGAUGGUUCGAGUGUUGACAUUUUAUUUUCCGAGUUUACUCGUGUCUGAUUUUGACCUUGCACCUCGCCCUUCACGGCUAGAGAGCUUCUUGAACGAACCAAGUCAAGCCGUAUAUAUGUUUUUUGUUUUUUGGAGGAAUUGUAAACGUUGUAGAUAACACGCAAUGUAUCAACCAAUUGAGGAAGGAUAGAUCUGAAUUAUUUUCGACACAGAAAUAAAUAUUUUACGGAGAACGAAGAGUCUUUUAUAACCCAUUAUUGAUCCUAAAAGUAUUUACUAUGUAAUGUACUGGGAAGAGGGGAUUGAUUCUUUUUCUCUCGUAUCCGCCCCUUCAAAUACGCGCAUAUGUUGUGGAACAUCACGUUCGCCUUGCGGAACACAAGGCAAGGCGUCUUUUGAGAAAAUGCCUACCCUACCAUACAUAACCAGAACCAGCGAAAUCUGUCUCGAAUAAAAAGUCAAAAGAAUAGUUAAUAAGAAUGGAAAAGAAUGAGUCAUCCAGUGC
Molecule: messenger RNA, 3437 nt
Organism: Blastomyces dermatitidis ER-3
Lineage: Eukaryota; Fungi; Ascomycota; Eurotiomycetes; Onygenales; Ajellomycetaceae
Exons: 4
Coding region: 145-1614 (489 amino acids)
Biological process (GO): regulation of DNA-templated transcription
Molecular function (GO): zinc ion binding; DNA-binding transcription factor activity, RNA polymerase II-specific
Source: RefSeq, a predicted model, not a curated record